Ctenopharyngodon idella (grass carp) is the source of this 3796-nucleotide messenger RNA. RefSeq names its product zinc finger and BTB domain containing 22a (gene zbtb22a). Bases 653 to 2056 code for a protein of 467 amino acids. The record is from RefSeq and is a predicted model, not a curated record. NCBI's taxonomy places the organism in Eukaryota, Metazoa, Chordata, Actinopteri, Cypriniformes, Xenocyprididae. Gene Ontology annotation, biological process: regulation of transcription by RNA polymerase II. Gene Ontology annotation, molecular function: RNA polymerase II cis-regulatory region sequence-specific DNA binding; DNA-binding transcription factor activity, RNA polymerase II-specific; protein binding. The transcript has 4 exons.
CAUUAAAGUAAUAUUUAUUAACUAUAAUAAAUGGAGUUUUCCCCUUUCAAACUAGCUGCCAUUUUAUACCACAUCCAAAAAUAUGAUUUUAAAACAUAUAUAUAUAUUUAAAUUCAUCACCGCGCGCUCUAAUAAUCAGUUAUUCAGAGAGGAUCUAGCUAACUGACGUUACAUUAAUAAUUUGAUUAUGGUUCAUCAGGGUUGUGAUCGUCUCUUAUUUAUUAUUUUUUGCAAGAUCGCAACAAUUACAGAGAGCAAGAAUAAGAAAUGAUUUAAAACCUUUUUAUUAGACGUUUGCAAACUUCAGUCAGACAGCAAGUGGCGCGCGCGGACUGCAGUUAGUGCUCAGCUCAUGAAUAUUAAUAGCCACGCACGAGAUCCAGUCGCGUAACGUAAUUAAUAUUCAUGAUCUCCUUUGCAGCAGGAUUGGCUCACAGCAGCAGUCACAUGGAUGCACCUGAUUCUAUUCUAUUCUAUAAACAUAUUCAGCCAUUUUGAUUUCAUUCAUGUGAGACACUACUGUAUGUUGUCGUUAUCACAACAUAUAUGAAGAAUACAUAAAUAAGUACUGUAUUUUUUAGGAGGGGCGUGUCUUCGGGAAGGGGGCGUGUCUCUCUCUUCCGCAGCAGAGCUCCAUCACAGUGAACGCAGGAUGGAACAGAUCCUCGGCCGCGCCAGCGCGCCACCCGGCCCCGUUCUGCAGGUGUGUUUUCCCAGCGUGCGCGCGUCGGUUCUGGAGAAUCUCAACCGGCAGCGCGAGGAGGGUCAGCUGUGUGACCUGUCCAUACAGGUGCAGGGUCAGGUGUUCCGCGCGCACAGGUGUGUGCUGGCCGCAUCAUCCCCGUAUUUCCACGACCAGGUUCUGCUGAAGAACGUCACCACCGUGUCUCUUCCCUCGGUCAUGGACCCGCUGGCCUUCGAGAGCGUCCUAAACUCCGCCUACACGGGGCAGCUCAGCAUCGUGCGCGACGACAUCAUCAACUACGUCACCGUGGCCAGUUUCCUGCAGAUGUGGCACAUCGUGGACAAGUGCACAGACAUCCUCAAGAGGUCGCGACCCCUAGCCCAGGUCAGCCCAGGCGGGGCGACCUCCUCGAGUCAUCAGUCGCCCAGCAGCUCCGACUGCUGCUUCGCCGAUCCGGAGGACGCCGCGGGCGAACAAGCUCUGGAGAAACGGCCGCAGAGCGCGCUUCCGCCUCUGGCCACGUGGAGGCGCCCUCAGCAGAGCAGGUGGAGCAGAAGCACCCUGACCUUCCCCCUCCGAACGGAGCCCGAAUGCGGGCCGAAUCCGCACGGAUGCGCCGUCGCACCUUUGCCGUCCAUCGAAACGGACUUCGCCGCGAGGCACCGCAUCCGAGUCCGCCUGCGAGGGGCGAAAGAGGACGAGGAGCAGAGGAGGGUGGAGGCGGACGAAGGUGUCGGAGAGCUUGUGGAGGAGCAGAAAGUGAGGGUGAAGUGUGAGGAGCACCAGGCCGGAGGCGUCGGGUCGGACGGACGUCUCAGAGAGAGCGAGAGCGGCCCGACGGACGGCCUGUGGCAGAACCUCGCCGAAUGGCCGUCGGACGGCAAACUGCUCGACGAAGACGAGGACGAAGAAACGCUGGAGACCUACGACGAAAUCGAGCAGGCGACGGGGCAGAUUUCGCAGCGUCCUCUGCUGCAGUCGUCCUCGUCCUCUCCGGGCUCUCCUCUCUCUGCGACGCCCAAAGUCCACUUCUGUCACUGCGGUAAAGCGUACACGCUGAAGAGCAUGCGCGACCGCCACGUGAAAAUGCAACACCUCAACCUGCGUCCGUUCGCCUGCCCCGUCUGCUCCAAGAGCUUCAAGAUGAAGCACCACCUGACCAAACACGUCAAGACGCACGGAGGCAUGCGCCCGUACGAGUGCGCGCUCUGCGGGAAGAAGAUUGUCUGGAGGGACAGUUUCCUCAAGCAUCAGGCUCGCUGCCAGCAAACGUCCGCGGCGGCGUCUGGAUCUCAGCAGGACGACGGAGCCGGACGAGUGAAGGUGGAGCAGGACGAUUAUUCGUUACAGGAAGAGGAAAUACUCUCUUAAAAGUGAAGGUUCUUGUAAAAGAUGCCAUAGAACCACCAUUCUGGUCCCCAAAGAGCCUUUCAGUGAGCCGUUCUUAAAGGGAUAUUUCACCGAAAAAUGAAAGUUCACCCAUCAUUUACUCUCCCUCAUGUCGUUCCAAACCUGUAAGACUUUCGUUCAUCUUCGGAACACAACUGAAGAUAUUAGUAAUGAAAUCUGAGUCCCUCCGCUGAAUGUCGUUUUGAAGCGCUAGAGAAAUCUCUCAGAUUUCAUCAAAUAUAUUUGUGUUCUGAAGAUGAACGAAGGUCUUAUGGGUGUGGAACGACAUGAGGGCGAGUAAUGACAGAAUUUUCAUUUUUGGGUGAACUAACCCUUUAAGUCUCUCUACAAUGAUUUUUCUUUUCAGGAAUUCAAAUUCUUCUUAACAACAAUCUUAAGAAAACAAAUAAGGAUGUUCUUAAGACAUGAAACCAGUGUUUUUCAUGCACUGAUCAGCUUGGAGAACUUUAAUACGAGCAAAAUCUGCUGAACUUUUUCAGAUGGAAGCUCAUUUCAGCCACACAUGCUGUGGUAAAUCUUAAUUAUGACAGAAAAAGUCUAAAUUAUGGCGUACUAAGUCAUAAUUAUGAGAUGAAAAGUUGAAACUAUGACAUACUAAAUCUAAACUUUAAGAUCAAAAAGUUGAAAUUAUUUUUUUAAAAUUAUAAUUGACAAUACCUCGAAAUUGACAAAGUCAGAAUUAUGAGAUUAAAAGUCGAAAUUAUGAUGUCAAUUUUGACUUUUUAUCAUAAAUAUGACAAGUCAUAAUUUCAACUUUGUCAUACUUUCGUAGUUUCAAGCCAAUUUAGAAAUGGGUUUCCAUAUUUUCACCUCAUUCUCACUGGAAGGACUGGAUUUCGUCGAGCGAAGGUAAACGUGCCGUACCUUUAGUGUGAAGAACAAUUAAAAAAUCGUAGGAUCCAUUCAUACAGAACAUGUUUUUGCGGUUAAAAAUGCAAAACGCAGAGCAGUGGAGCAAAAAACAAGCUCUAGAGAAAAGAAUUUGAACUUUUUAACUGGAGAACGCCUGUCAUGUUCAAACGACACGAGUGCAGAGGUCAAACACAUCCAUCUAGGGCUCGUUUACAUAGGAAAACUACGGAAAGCCAGCGCAGUGGAAUGAAAUAACGCUUCCUGUGUGAAGAACCUUUUUCCACUGUAUUUAUUGCCAUCGAUGGUUCAAUAAAGAACAUCCGUUGAAGCUUUUCCGUGCACUUCUUCACAGCGGAAAAAUGUUCUUUACAUGGUUCUUUAGAGAACGGGUUACUGAAAGGUUCUUUGGGGAACCUAAAAGUUAUUUUUCCCAGCAGUGCCAUAGAAGAUUCAUUUCUGGUUCCCAGAGAACUUUUUCCAACUAUAAGAGCCUUUUGUGGGAUGGAUAGAUUUCAUGGAUGUUAAAGGUUCCUUGUGGAAAAAUCAAUGCCAAUAAAGAAGCUUUAUUGUUCAGACGUGAGCAGAGAUCAGUGUUCGUUCAUCUAAUAAUGAUCCUCACAUGUAGCAGUUCUGAUUAUAUUCUGGAAGCACUACUGUAAAAUAUAAACGCAGUCGGUGUUUUCCAGAGGUGUUUACCUGUUUAUUUACCUCUUCACUCUUUGGUUUGUAGUCAGACUGAGUUCUGUGUUAUAGAUGCUGAACACAACUAGACUGUACAUAAUCAUAAUAAUAAUAAUAAUAAUGCAGUGUGAUUUUUAUAUUGUCAAUAAAGGCAUUUUAUUAAAAUCA